Molecule: messenger RNA, 4503 nt
Organism: Actinia tenebrosa (Australian red waratah sea anemone)
Lineage: Eukaryota; Metazoa; Cnidaria; Anthozoa; Actiniaria; Actiniidae
Product: sodium/potassium-transporting ATPase subunit alpha
Biological process (GO): potassium ion import across plasma membrane; sodium ion export across plasma membrane; proton transmembrane transport
Cellular component (GO): plasma membrane
Molecular function (GO): ATP binding; P-type sodium:potassium-exchanging transporter activity; ATP hydrolysis activity
Source: RefSeq, a predicted model, not a curated record
GAAUUCGUGACAAGCUCUUGUAGCGUCUACUCUGCGUCUACUCGGUUUUGGUCACUAAGGUUGUGAGUCUGGUCAAAUCAUUUAGCCUUUUCUUUACUGUAACGCCCCCAAAAACCAUUAUCAAUUCAACUGGUAACUCUUCAACUCGAAGAUGAGCAGUAAGGAUGAGCUAGCAGGGCUCUACCUUCAGGAGAAGUACGAUGUCGAUGGUGACCCCGAGGGGUAUGGACGAAGCAACAGCUAUCGUGUGGCCACGACUCCUCUGACUGAAGGUGAUGGUGGAGAUCCGUCCAAAGGUAAAAGCAAAGAUGGCGACGACGCUCAGAAGAAAGCCAAGAAGAAGGGAAAGAAGGAAAAGAAAGCGGAUCUCGAGGAGUUAAAACAGGAACUGGAAGUGGACUGGCAUAAAAUUACACAAGAAGAACUACUGUCCCGGCUAGAAACCAAUUUGGAAAAGGGUUUGACGGAGGAAGAGGCUGAAAGAAGAUUGAAGAGAGAUGGACCCAAUGCCCUCACUCCACCACCUACCACUCCAGAGUGGGUUAAAUUUGUAAAGCAACUGUUUGGAGGUUUUGCAACACUGCUCUGGAUUGGAUCAGUUUUGUGUUUCAUUGCUCAGGCUGUCUUAGAAGCUACAAUAGAGGAAGCAGCUAGGGAUAAUUUGUACCUAGGAGUUGUAUUGGCAUUUGUCGUCAUUGUUACUGGAAUAUUCUCCUAUUACCAGGAAGCAAAAAGCUCAAAGAUCAUGGACAGUUUCAAGAACAUGGUACCACAGGAAGCAACAGUGCUUCGUGAUGGUGGAAAACAUACUUUGGAUAGUGAGAAGCUUGUAGUUGGAGAUGUUGUAUUUGUUAAGGGUGGAGACCGUCUCCCUGGCGAUAUCCGUAUUAUCGAAUGCAAAAGUUUUAAGGUUGAUAAUUCAUCUCUCACUGGAGAAUCUGAACCACAAAGUCGUGGACCUGAAUGCACUAAUGAAAACCCACUUGAAACCAAAAAUUUGGCUUUCUUCUCAACCUUUGCACUUGAAGGAAAUGCCACUGGUAUUGUUGUUCAAAUUGGUGAUAACUCUGUCAUGGGAAGAAUUGCUAACUUGGCUAGUGGUCUUGGGUCUGGAAAAACACCUAUUGCCGUUGAAAUUGAGCAUUUUAUCCACAUCAUCACUGGUGUUGCUGUCGCUCUGGGUGUGUCGUUUUUCAUUAUUGCAUUGAUCUUGAAAUACACCUGGCUUGAAGCUGUCAUUUUCUUAAUUGGUAUCAUCGUGGCUAAUGUCCCUGAAGGCUUACUAGCUACUGUGACGGUAUGCUUGACCCUGACUGCUAAACGCAUGGCCUCCAAGAACUGCUUGGUGAAGAAUCUUGAAGCCGUUGAAACUCUUGGUAGUACAUCAACAAUCUGCUCAGAUAAAACUGGUACACUCACCCAGAACAGGAUGACUGUUGCCCAUCUUUGGUAUGACAACAACAUUGUUGAAGCAGACACUAGUGAAGAACAGAAAGGAGGAGAGGAUAAGAAGUUUUCUGAAACCUGGACAUCAUUGGCUCGUAUCGCAACCCUCUGCAACAGGGCUGAAUUCAAAGCUGGUCAAGAAGACAAGCCUGUUUUGAAAAGAGAAUGUGCAGGAGAUGCCUCAGAGUCUGCUUUGCUUAAGUAUGUUGAACUUGCCAUCGGCAAUGUGCCAAGUUUUAGGAAACGACACCCCAAGGUCUGUGAAAUUCCAUUCAAUUCAACCAACAAAUAUCAAGUGUCAAUCCAUGAACUGCACACCAAGGUAGAGGGAGAAAAAGACCUGCCAGAAAAUGAAAAGGAGAAAGAUUUCCAUCAUGUUUUAGUGAUGAAAGGAGCACCAGAAAGAAUCCUCGAUCGUUGUAGUACAAUCCUCUUGGAUGGAGAGGAAAAGGAGUUGGAUGAAAAGAUGAAAGAAUCUUUCAAUCAGGCUUAUUUAGAUCUUGGAGGUCUUGGAGAACGUGUUCUUGGUUUCUGUCAAAAGCUUUUGCCAGCUGAGGAAUACCCUAAAGGUUUUGAGUUUGAAGCUGAAGAGCCACAAAACUUCCCAUUGGAAAAACUCUGUUUUGUUGGCCUCAUGUCUAUGAUUGACCCUCCAAGAGCUGCCGUGCCUGAUGCUGUCAGCAAAUGUCGUAGUGCUGGUAUCAAGGUCAUUAUGGUUACUGGAGACCACCCUAUCACUGCCAAGGCUAUUGCAAAGGGUGUUGGUAUUAUCUCUGAAGGAACAGAGACUGUUGAAGACAUUGCAGAACGUCUUAACAUCCCUGUUGAAGAUGUGGAUCCCCGUAAAGCUAAGGCAGUCGUCGUCCAUGGACAAAAACUAAAGGACUAUGACCAAGAUAUGAUUGAUGAAGUUCUUAGGGAACACACAGAGAUUGUGUUUGCACGUACUUCUCCUCAGCAAAAGCUGAUCAUUGUUGAGGGUUGCCAGAGAAUGGGUGCUAUCGUUGCUGUGACUGGCGAUGGUGUCAAUGAUUCUCCUGCCUUGAAGAAAGCUGAUAUUGGUGUUGCCAUGGGAAUAGCUGGUUCAGAUGUGUCUAAACAAGCUGCUGACAUGAUUCUCCUGGAUGACAAUUUUGCUUCCAUUGUUACUGGAGUYGAGGAAGGUCGCUUGAUCUUUGAUAACUUGAAGAAGUCCAUCGCCUACACUCUGACUAGUAACAUCCCUGAGAUCACACCAUUCUUGUUUUUCAUUAUUUUGGAUAUUCCACUACCUCUUGGCACUGUCACCAUCCUGUGUAUCGACUUGGGAACUGACAUGGUUCCUGCCAUUUCCCUUGCAUACGAGGAAGCCGAGAAUGACAUCAUGAAGCGAAAACCUCGUGAUCCAAAGAACGACAACCUUGUUAAUGAGAGGUUGAUUGCCAUGGCCUAUGGCCAGAUUGGUAUGAUCCAGGCUUCUGCUGGAUUCUUUACCUACUUUGUCAUCAUGGGCGAAAAUGGAUUCUACCCACGAGACCUGUUUGGAAUCAGAAGACAAUGGGAUGAUAGAAGUAAUAAUGGAGUUGUAGAUAGCUAUGGCCAGGAAUGGACAUUCAAGCAACGUAAAAUCCUGGAAUACAGCUGCCACACUGCCUUCUUUGUUAGUAUUGUGGUUGUACAGUGGGCUGAUCUGAUCAUCUGUAAGACAAGACGGAAUUCUAUAUUUACUCAAGGAAUGAAGAACAAGAUGUUGAAUUUUGGUCUAUUAUUUGAAACUCUUCUGGCAGCAAUCCUUAGUUAUACCCCAGGAAUGGAUAAAGGUCUCAACAUGUAUCCACUAAAUUGGAAUUGGUGGUUCCCUGCCAUGCCUUUUAGUCUGGUUAUCUGGAUCUAUGAUGAAAUACGUCGUUAUAUUCUCCGAAGAUACCCUGGAUGCUGGCUGGACAGAGAGACUUACUACUAAGUAUGUAUCUCUUUGCCGCAAGUGUUCCUGCUCUUUACUCUAUUUGUAUUCAAUUGUAUACUAAUCUUGUGACAAAUCAUUCUGACACCAUUUGAUAUGAUUCCCCACAAGGGGAGGGAGGAUAGCAUGUGAUGGGUAUUUCCCGUUCUCUAAUGAGGAACAACACUAUUUUUUAGGCAUUUAAUAUUUAAUGUCUCUGGACUGUUCCAGGCAGCAUGCUUUUUGCCUGCCACUUCCAACUGCGGGUUUUAGUAAAUAGGUAAUAUUUCUCUUUCCAAAAUUUAGAGGCUGAUUGGCGACAAACUAUUCCUGCAUAGGUUUAUGGGGGAAGGCUGCUUUUAAGGACCCUGUAGUUUUAUGCCAAUCUUCUGCUGAGUUUUGGAAAAGAAAUUGAAUUAAUUUUGAAUUUGAAAUUUGAAAAGCACACCUCCUGGAACAGAUGACAAUUCAUUUUUAGUCUUAAUAAAAUUUUUCUUUAGUCAUAAGUGAUAAUUAUAUACCAACUUCUUUGACUUCAUUUUCUUUUUUCUAUUAGCUUUCUAAUCAUUCAGAAUAAUGAAUUAUUAUUUUGAAGUUAGAAGUGUCACAUGACAAAGCUAUCCUUUGAAUCAAGCCAGAUAAAUUAUCGUUAGUUUUAUAUUCCUAGCUUCAUAUUAAUACUUUUAUUCAUUAUCAAGUGAUCUGCACAAAUGUUUUGAAUGAAAGAACUGCAAUCAAAUCUUAGGCUGAACACUCUUAAAAUUUGCAGUGCGAGUACUAAGAGAACGUUGUCGUUUUUGAAUACUUUUCCUUUAAUUUUGAUUUUUUUUUUUUUUUUUUUUUUUUUUUUUUUUUUUUGGGAUUUGGAUUUGGAUUUUGUUAUGGAAGGGAUUUGGAUUUUGUUAUGGAAAGAAUUUGGAUUUUGUUAUGUUUACAACUUGAUUUGAAACUCAGCGGUAUUCCCUCAGAGUAUCGAAGUGAGGUUGAUCAUGCGCAGUAGCCAAAGGCAAUAGCCACACCUUGAAUUAGUAUUAUCCUUUGUCAAAGGUUUUAUCCAUUUUUCUAACCAUUUUUAAGCUUCUAGUUACUAAUAUUUCGAGUAUUAUAAUUAUCAAAUAAAAACACUUUCUGAUUAA